AUUAAUGUUGUUGGGUUAAUUAUGGGAAGUAACGUAAUUCAAGUUAUGAUUGAUUGUUUCAAUCAAUUACCAUGCUAAUUAAGGCAAAGAAUUCUUUAAAAAAAGAAACAGAUCUUGACCAUGAAAGAAAACUCAAAAACAGAGCAUAUCAAUGAAUGUCUUGUUGAAGCACGAGAGUUGUCUAUAAUUGACUUUUUGGAGCAAACGAGAAUGUUAUUUGGUGCUUGGAAUUGCAAAAAUAGGGAAUGAAGUGUUCGAGAAUGAAGAUUGUUGCUUCAUCAGAAUAUCUUUAUUCUGUUUAUGAGUCAGCUAUAAGAUACAUUGUGUGUCUUGAAAGAAAAACAUGCAAUUGUGACAGGUUUCAAUUAGACGAGAUACCAUGUCCACACACAAUUGCAGUGUUGAAGAGCAAGAACAUUACAGACAUGCACCUAUACUGUUCUGAUUACUACAAGCCAGAGGCGUUGGCAAUUACUUAUGAAUUUCCAAUAGUUCCAAUGCCAGAUAAGAAGGAUUGUUCUAUUCUGAAAGAAAUUUUGGAAGAAUUCAUCUUGCCACCAACAUACAAAAGGAUGCCAGAAAGACCAAAGAAAGGAAGAAAAAAGUACUCUAGUGAGAAGAUAAGAACGAGCACAAAUUCUUGUAGUCGUUGUGGCCAUGAAGGCCAUAACAGAAAGACUUGUAAUUUCAUUCUCAAAGAGAAAUAAUGGUUUGUUAUGCCAAGAUACAUUUUAUUUGGAUCAUGUACUUACAUUUACAUAGUUUUUUUUUAC
This is a messenger RNA of Solanum dulcamara, 773 nucleotides long. RefSeq lists its product as uncharacterized. Bases 246 to 707 code for a protein of 153 amino acids. Gene Ontology annotation, molecular function: nucleic acid binding; zinc ion binding. The record is from RefSeq and is a predicted model, not a curated record. NCBI's taxonomy places the organism in Eukaryota, Viridiplantae, Streptophyta, Magnoliopsida, Solanales, Solanaceae. The transcript is spliced from 2 exons.